AUGGACAUGAAGAAGUCAAGUCAGAACCAAGUCGAGACACCCAUCUUCGACUGGCCCGAAAUUAAGGAGAACGACUAUAAUUGGGCAAGGUACCCUUCGACCAAGAAGCAAACCGCUGCAACGGCGCCGGAUCCUCACCUGUCGGCUUCACAGCAGCUUCAGUGCCUCCACAAGAGUGUAUCAGCAGUCAUAAAUGUCAUUGCACCCAAUGCGGGCAAUGUGGUAUCGAUCAUCGCGGAAGAUCUAGCACGCGUAUCCUGCGAAUCGGCAAGAAAUCUCCUACCCAAGGAUGACUGGGUCUAUCCAUACUUCGUUGUUGAGUCAGCAUGCCAACAAAUGCUGCUCGAGAAGAUCAAGAAAGCGCGGAUAGAGUACGCACAUCAGCUGUAUACGAAGGGAAUGAUUGACGUAGUUGUCUACUGGGACUGUCCCCCACUCGAUCUGCAGAUGGAAGGCCGAGAUCAUCCAAUGAAGAGGGUGUUAUAUAUGACUGAGGAGGAAGGACGCCUUCUCAGCAAGACAUGGGACACUCACUACAAAGCCCUGGACUGGGAUGUCAUGCAUGCGCCGUACACUGUCGUUUCCAGUACGGUGAAAGGAAGACAGCAUCGUACCAUUACGGACAAGGACGAGCAUGGCUCUCCAAACGUUAAGUUGAUCUAUGAAUCGUGUGAACCUUCUCGUAAAGGCGGUUUCUACACUUGCAUUGAUCUGACACUAUAUAAGCAAAUGGUUCACCUCUCUGAAACAUGCAGCGGCAGGAUACAACUAUCGGUUGUUGUUCCACCAAAGCAGAUGUCUGUCGGACAACAAACUUACUGUAAUGACUAUUCCUCUUUUCUGGAUACUGUGGACAAUAGCAUCAGGGAAGCCCAGGCAACGGAGGAGCAGGUACAACUCAAGUCGGGAGCAGAAAGAGAGCAUGCACAACGCAGAGCAAGGACUUACUCGGCCGCACAUCGUUGGACAGCAAUGGAUUUCCUUCCGCCGCACAACUUCUAA
Aaosphaeria arxii CBS 175.79 is the source of this 1002-nucleotide messenger RNA. RefSeq lists its product as uncharacterized. The record is from RefSeq and is a predicted model, not a curated record. Bases 1 to 1002 code for a protein of 333 amino acids. The transcript has 4 exons. Lineage: Eukaryota; Fungi; Ascomycota; Dothideomycetes; Pleosporales.